AUGGCGCUAUUGUUCGGACCUAUUGUGUUCUCGGCUGGCCUUGUGGCUUGCUGCAUUACGCACUUUUACACACCAUACCGCCGCCUGGACAAGCUGGCGCAUCCCGCAUAA
Trypanosoma brucei brucei TREU927 is the source of this 111-nucleotide messenger RNA. RefSeq lists its product as hypothetical. Bases 1 to 111 code for a protein of 36 amino acids. The record is from RefSeq and is a predicted model, not a curated record. The transcript has a single exon. NCBI's taxonomy places the organism in Eukaryota, Euglenozoa, Kinetoplastea, Trypanosomatida, Trypanosomatidae.